Messenger RNA from Drosophila biarmipes, 563 nucleotides. RefSeq names its product lipopolysaccharide-induced tumor necrosis factor-alpha factor homolog. The coding region runs from base 33 to 410 and encodes 125 amino acids. Gene Ontology annotation, molecular function: zinc ion binding. The transcript is spliced from 3 exons. The record is from RefSeq and is a predicted model, not a curated record. Lineage: Eukaryota; Metazoa; Arthropoda; Insecta; Diptera; Drosophilidae.
GGGUUCAGUUCGUGACUGGUGGCCAACCGAAGAUGCAGUACAACCAACAGCAGCCGGGGUAUCCGCACCAGACGCCUCCUCCGAGCUACGAGCAAGUGGUCCAUGUGCAGGCGCCAGUUCGGGUGGUUCACACAACAGCACCUCCGCCCGUGGUGAUCAUACAACAUCAAGCCGUGCUACCCGUGGGUCCCGACCCCAGUUUCAUCACCUGCCCGCACUGUCACGUCCAGAAACUGACCCGCGUCGAGUACUCGCCCAGUGUGAAAACGCACGUCAUGGCCGCCAUUCUCUGCAUAGUUGGCCUCUGGUGCUGCGCCUGUCUUCCGUACUGCGCCACCAGCUGCAUGAAUGCAAAUCACUUCUGCGGCAAUUGCAACAAGUUCGUCGGCGUCUACAACGGCGAUUUGUAAACCCAGCAAACAAUAAAUAUGUACAACCAAACGAACCGAUCCAAACGAACCGAACCAAAUCGAACCGAUCACACCCUCCACGCACAGAAACCCACGAAUCACCUACGAAUGCGAACAUUUUUGGUCAGGUGUCGACAGACGGACGGUGAAAUU